Molecule: messenger RNA, 3288 nt
Organism: Lepisosteus oculatus (spotted gar)
Lineage: Eukaryota; Metazoa; Chordata; Actinopteri; Semionotiformes; Lepisosteidae
Source: RefSeq, a predicted model, not a curated record
AUGGGGUAUACAGAAUUGCACACAGUAUUGAUUAACAGCUGCAGGACGUGUUCGACGGGCGUCAUUCCCAAUGAGAGGAUCCGCAACAUCGGCAUAUCAGCCCACAUUGACUCAGGGAAAACCACACUGACGGAGAGAGUCCUGUACUACACUGGCAGAAUAGCAGAAAUGCAUGAGGUACGCGGACAGAAUCAGAAGAAUUCUCCAAUGAAUCUGAAGUUAAAACUUCAAUGAUAUAAGUUCUAAUAUCAUAACUCUUACAGCUGUUAUAACGGCGUAACUCACACAGCAGUGUGGUUGCAGCACCUUGACCAGCUCUGACAAGGCCCUGUCCUCGCAGGCCACGUGGACUUCACCAUCGAGGUGGAGCGGGCCCUCCGCGUGCUGGACGGGGCGAUCCUGGUGCUGUGUGCCGUCGGCGGGGUGCAGUGUCAGACCAUGACCGUAAACCGACAGAUGAAGCGUUACGGCGUGCCCUUCCUGACCUUCAUCAAUAAGCUGGACAGGCUUGGGGCCAACCCGGACAGAGCUCUCCAACAGAUCAGAACCAAGCUCAAUCACAACGCAGCGUUUGUCCAAAUCCCCAUUGGACUCGAAGGCAAUUUAAAAGGGAUUAUUGACCUCAUUGAAGAACGAGCCAUAUACUUUGAAGGACCAUUUGGACAGAAUAUCCAGUAUGAUGAGAUCCCAGCAGAUCUCCGUUUGGAAGCGGCAGACCGACGUCAGGAAUUGGUGGAGUGUGUAGCCAAUACAGAUGAGCUGCUGGGAGAGAUGUUUCUGGAGGAAAGGGUGCCCACAAACACCGAUUUAAAGGCUGCUAUCAGAAGGGCUACUGUCCAGCGCUCCUUCACCCCAGUUCUUGUCGGCAGCGCAUUGAAGAACAAAGGGGUACAGCCCCUGCUGGACGCUGUCCUAGACUACCUGCCAAAUCCCACCGAGGUUCAAAACUAUGCCAUCCUCAACCAAGAGGAAUCAAAUGAGACUACUAAAAUUUUAAUGGACCCAACAAGGGAUGCCUCUCAACCGUUUGUUGGCUUGGCAUUCAAAUUAGAGGCGGGGCGGUUUGGGCAGCUGACCUAUGUGAGGGUUUAUCAGGGGGUGCUGAGGAAGAGUGAGUACAUCUACAACACCAGGACAGGCAAGAGGGUCCGUGUGCAGCGCCUGGUGUGCCUUCACUCCGACCAGAUGGAGGAUGUAGAAGAGGUGUAUGCUGGCGAUAUCUGUGCCCUGUUUGGAAUUGACUGUGCCAGCGGGGACACCUUCACUGCGCAGACUACAGCCAAUCUCUCCAUGGAAUCUAUUCAUGUUCCAGAACCAGUAAUAUCAGUAGCUAUGAGGCCAACUAACAAGAACGACUUAGACAAAUUCUCCAAAGGAAUAAACCGUUUUACCAGAGAAGACCCAACUUUCAGAGUCCACUAUGAUCCAGAGAGUAGGGAAACAAUCAUCUCGGGAAUGGGGGAGCUACACCUUGAGAUUUACUCCCAGAGAAUGGAAAGAGAGUACAGCUGUCCUUGUGUGAUGGGAAAACCUAAGGUUGCCUUCAGAGAAACUAUCUCAUCCAACGUACCGUUCGAUUACACGCACAAGAAGCAGUCUGGUGGAGCAGGGCAGUAUGGGAAAGUCGUUGGAGUUUUGGAAGCCUUGGGGCCAGAUGGCUACACCAAAGUGGAGUUUGUUGACCAGACCGUCGGCACAAAUAUACCAAAACAGUUUAUGCCUGCAAUUGAAAAGGGAUUUCGGGACGCCUGUGAGAAAGGCCCUCUGACAGGCCACAAGAUCUCCGGUGUGCGCUUCCUGCUAGACGAUGGCGCUCACCACACGGUGGACUCCAAUGAGAUCGCCUUCAUCAGAGCAGGAGAAGGAGCUCUCAAGCAGGCUAUGGAGAAGGCAAACGUGAGUGUCCUGGAGCCCAUCAUGUCUGUGGAAGUUGUGGCUCCCACUGAGUUUCAGGGAACAGUGAUCGCUGGCAUUAACCGUCGACAUGGCCUCAUCACCGGACAGGAUGGACAGGAGGGCUACUUCACCCUUUAUGCUGAUGUUCCAUUAAAUGAUAUGUUUGGGUAUGCCACUGAACUCAGGUCAUGCACAGAGGGCAAAGGUGAAUACACAAUGGAGUACAGCAAGUAUCAGCCAUGUUUGCCCAGCACACAAGAAGAACUUGUCCACAAGUAUUUAGAAUCCACGGGCCAGCUACCUUCAAAGAAGGGCAAAGCCAAGAACUGAACCACCUGGCGACCUGUUUAUGUUUUUUUUCUGAUUGAUCUCAUUGCUGAAGAACACCAACCUGGGGAAAAUGCCGAAGAAUCGUUGGGACAGUUAUUUUCAUUUUAUGGACACUGAAUAGUAAUGGCAUUUUGAAGAAAUGUUACUGGUAUGUUGUGAGACUGGUUGCUAGAAAACAUUGAAAUCAGUAAUAUUUGAAAUAUUGUUCAUUCUGCUCUUAUUAUGUUAAUUUUCAGUAAAGGCCAUUCCAAAGUUGAGAAAAUCUUUAUAUUGUACUGAAACCAUUUUAAGAACUUCAUCAGUUUUCAAAAACAGUUUAUCAGAAUUUGUUCCCUGCUGUUCAUAGUUUUAUUUUUUCAGGAUUUAAUGUUACUUAAUAAUUCGAAUUCAUAGUGCUACUGUUACAAAUAAGGUUCGUAUUAAGCACACAUUUAAAGGCCUGGCUUAACAAUGUACAGUAAAGAUUUAUGGACUGUGUACAGUUACAAUAUUGAGAAUGGACUACUAUGAUUUCCAACAAUUGUAUUUUUAUCUACUUAAAUGUUGAGAAAAUAAAACUGAGGUACCGAAUUAGUGCAUGUUAGAAGUAGUAAUUGUUGUUAAGGAAAUACUACUGUAGUUUUUAUCAAUGUUUUGUUCUUUAAAAUGGGAAUCUGUGAAUGUUUGUAUCUUUCAUGUCUUUAAAAUGUGAUUUAUGGAUUGAGGUAAUGAAGUAUACAGUGUGUAUAGUAUCUGGAAUAUUCACACAGUAUAUGUAAUUAGAAAUGUAUAUGGCAUUAGUCUAAUUUUGAUACAAACUUAAAAGAGAGUUUUGAUUACUGUCUUAUGUAAUUUGGUUAAAAAUGAAUGACCAUAAACCUAAAAAGUGUUUUUUUCCCCAAAAUGCAUUUUCAGCAAACUUUAAAUAUUGCACUUGUACAAUUAUAAAAGCUUUCUAUCUUGGCUCAAAAACGUGAACUCACAAUAAUCAUUUGGGUGAAUCUGAUUCAACAACAAUCAAAAUGAUAUUUUGACAAAUACAAUACAAUAAGAUAUAUUAAUUAAACUACUAGAUGAACUACA